This is a messenger RNA of Etheostoma cragini (Arkansas darter), 1181 nucleotides long. Its product is annotated as serine-aspartate repeat-containing protein C-like. The coding region runs from base 219 to 1181 and encodes 320 amino acids. The transcript is spliced from 2 exons. The record is from RefSeq and is a predicted model, not a curated record. NCBI's taxonomy places the organism in Eukaryota, Metazoa, Chordata, Actinopteri, Perciformes, Percidae.
CCGAGGAGCCUAUAUAAGGGCUGCAGACCAUUCUAAUUUCUCAAUUUGCAUUUUGACUUGUGCUUCAUGCAAAUCGAACCUGUGGAAAACACACUCUUGAGUUUUUAACCGCUGGAGAUAACAUACUGCAAACAGAUCAUUUGGAAAAACAAAAGAACAACAAAGAACAACACAUCUUCUGAAUCCCUAACUAUCGUGGUGAAAGGAAGAGCUUGGUGAUGGCCUUUCGUCUGCCUGGAGGUAUAGUGUUACCCCAGGAGCACCUCUCGGAUUUUCUGAGGGGAUGCAUCCAUGGGUUGCACAUGCUUGCAAGACAAGGCCGUGUAGACAACUUCCCAUGUCCUGCGGAACCUGGCCUCCCUGAAGAGGAAGGUGAGUAUGAGGAAGGUGAGUAUAACAUUGGUCACCGUUUUCCCCCUCUCAGAGAAGAUGAGCAUCAAUUUGAGGACACCGAUGACGAGGAGGGGGAUGAAGACUCAGAGGAUGAAGACGACUGGCCUGACUGGUCUGUAGAUUCUGGGUAUGGUGCCAUGCCUGAAGAGGACAAGAAUACAGAGGAAGAGGAGCAAGAGGAUGUUGAAAAAUAUAGUGAUAGUGAUAGUUCUAGUAAUGGUGAUGGUGAUGGUGAUGGUUGUAGUGAUGGGGAUAAUGAUGGUGACGUUGAUAGUGAUAGUUACAGUGAUGGUGAUAGUUAUUGUGAAAGUGAUAGUUAUAGUUAUAGUGAUGGUGAUAAUGAUGGUGACGUUGAUAGUGAUAGUAAUAGUGAUAGUUAUUAUGAUGAUGUCAACAUCCUACCUUACUCCCCUCUUAUUAAGCACUUCCCACCGUCAGGUUUUUGGCAGCAAUUUAAACCACUUUACUCCAGGGAAUCUAUGCACUCGUCUUCAGGCCUCGGGCCCUCCACAAAGAGAAGAAGGGAAGACAGCUCCAAUGAGUCUGCACACUCCUCUUCAGGCCUCGGCCCCUCCACAAAGAGAAGAAGGGAAGACAGCUCCAGUGAGUCUGCACACUCCUCUUCAGGCCUCGGCCCCUCCACAAAGAGAAGAAGGGAAGACAGCUCCAGCGAGUCUGCACACUCCUCUUCAGGCCUCGGCCCCUCCACAUACAGGAGAGACUGGAUGGAACCUCUUGAUAGCGACUUUGAUGACUCUGAUGAGUCCCCAGAGUUUGGGACUGUUUAG